CGGCAGCAUGAUGCUGUCCGAUCAGGAUCCCAACGGCGGCGGCCGCAACUCCCGAGCCUCCAACGUCUCUGCCAUGAGCCGAACAUCAGGUAAACCCGCAUCGCGGGCACCCAGUGCAGACAUUCAACCUCUUGACCGCGCCGUCUCGUCCAUGCUCCGCACCGGGACCGAGAUGGGCAACGUUGGCAUCGGCCCUCAGUUCGACGACUUGUCUAACAUGAGCAACGCACAACGUUCGAUGCGUUCGCGCGCGACCAGCAGGAUGUCGCAAGCUUCCUCCAUGUCCAACACUUCCAGUCGGGGCAGCAAGCAGCACGUCCGUGCCUACCCCUCUUCCUCUUCUGCACCGCGCCAGCCAAUGCAACACCAUGGGCCCGUGUAUACUGCUGACACGCUAUCCCCAACGAUGAUGAACGCCACCGGAUCAUCGCCUUCCAACCGAAGAGACAACCGCGACAGGGACGCGCAUCGCUCGCACUCGAUGACGCAUACCAUACAACCCCCAGCGUACGGCCUCUCCAGCAACAGGUCUAAUCCCAGCUUGCGCCCUCGGCCAGCGUCCCGAUCUUUGAACCCAUACUAUGUACACCCCGCCGGAGGUGGUCACAGGCCGCCUGGUUCAUACCCACGACCGGUUCAGCCCGCACUGAGCGACGACAGCCGAGUACACUUGCGAGGGCCGCAAACCUACGACGGUCAGCGACUGCCCUAUGCUGGCCAGGCACAAGGCUAUGGCAACCCAGUAUACACACAUCAUACGUAUGGGCAGCAGCAUGCUGGACAAGGACAAGGCCAUCGAGGCUUGCAUAACCGACAAGGCCCCGGAAAAAUGAGGACCAGGAAUCCAUCCUCUCGGUCUACGAUGAGCCUUGAGGAUCCUCCUGUGGAAGACGACGACUUCCCUGUCUACCGCGAAGCCAAUCAUCCGGAUCAGUCCAUGCAGGUGCAGAACAUGGCUACCGGACAACCAAUGUCUCGCAAGAUGACAGGCAACUCCACCCGCGAGCCUCGUUCAGAAGAUCGAAGAGAGCGCAGGCGUCAGGAUGAAUAUCAGCCACCUUUACCAGCCGGCCACCAGCAACGGAUCGCUGCCGAACAAGCUCGUCUCAAGAGGUCUGCGCCUACUUCCAUGUCCAGUUUUAACACAAACUUGCGCACCGAAUCAGAGCCACCAUCGUCCGACAUGGCUCUGCCACCAACUCCAAAAGAUGGUAGCUCCAUGGAAGUGCACCGAAACCUAGAUAGAAACAGGGUCUUUAAAGCCACCAACACGAACCGCCUUGUGAUUCAGGGAGAGCUUUCUUCAGUACCAUACUACGACACGAGUGGCCAGCUCGGACCUGUAGAGACUGCGGAUCCACGGACGGAGGCUGAUCCAGUCGGCUUCAUAGACCGAAGGAUAGCCACUGUCGAACAGUUUCGUCCGGCUGGGGCGGCAUUGAAGAGUGAGCCUUUUUUAGAACAAGAGGCACGAUCAAUGUCGAUGGAGGUCGUGUCUCCCCAGCUAAACAACAUCGCAUCCAUUACCGUGAGCUAUUGCGAGAAGACUUCGAGGACGAGCUCGAGCGCGAGUGCCAAGCCCAGAAGCAAGUGCGAAAGCGAUAUUGCGGAGCUCCCAGCGUCCCCCGUAGUUCGCCGCAUCACCAGGAAUUUGAUCCUAAGAGGUCUGGAGGCUUCAACGACGGGCGAUAUCCAGUCCUCAAUGGAGUUAACCAAUGAGGUCACUCAUUCUUGUGAUAUACCUGUUAAGAAGUAUUCUGUAUCUGAUAUACCUCUUGGAGUCGCAUUGCAUCCGGCAGACCGUGGAGAGAACCGCCACAGUAUCUUAUCGCAGACUGGAUCUAGCAUCCUCGACUCGUCCACUCUUGAAUUCGCGGUCCAGCAUUACAUACCAACGGCCAAUAGCGGUGGCUUCCAGAACGAGCCAGGUAUCAAAGUUCAUGCUACCACAAACACGUCUGUCAGUCCUGGCAAUAGUACCGGGGAUGGUAUGUCGGAUGUUCUUGCAGGGUAUCAGGGAUCUGAUUACAAGAACGAGACCGACGCUUUGGUACGAGUCGAGACGGCUAACGAGAGCAGGCAUGAGGAGCACAUAGAUGCUUCAACAGACCAUGACAUGAAGCCGCUGCCUCUUGCCCUUCGAUCCAGAGGUAGUCAUGCACAAGGGUCGUCCGAUGAGCUGUCUUUCAAGUCUUGUACCGAUCUGCCAGAUGUAUCUUCGGAAUCGAUACUAUCCGAGCCAGGAAAAGACCUCAUCAAAGAUUCUUCCACAUCCGUCAUUGACUUUGUGCCGCAGCGAGAUGCGUCAUCAAAGGAAGCAGAUACCCACUCUUUUGCGACUGAUGUGCACCCUAUUCGUGCUAGUUUCGCACCUCCGCCUCGACUCCAAUCGUCCAACCUAGGAACGGUGGUCUUGAACCAGGGCAGGCUGAUUGUGGAGGCACCCUUUUCCAAGCCCUCUUCUGCUAUACUUCGCAAACAGCCUCCUAUACCGCGUCGAGAAUCAAGCUUUUCUAUCGUAGCGAACAAACUGCGGACCAGCUCAAAGCAGAGCAUGAAGCAAGGCUCGAUAUCGGUAUCUGGUUCGUCAUCCACGCUGGGCACUACGUACCAGGGACCGGUAGUACCACCCCGAGAGUCAAGCACUUCCAAGGAGGCCCAACAUGUGCACGCCGCGGUCUCGUUCUUGAUGCGUCCACUACCAUUGCGCUUUGCCAGGUCACGGAAGUAUACUGACAAAGAAGAGCUACCGAAGUCAGAUGAGACGGUUCCAUCUGCCUCUAAUUCGAGUCAAGACACAGACGGCGUUAUUAGUCUCGAUGAGAUGACCAGCUCACCACCGCCCGCCAUGGAGGUAAAGCGGACGCCGCGAGCACCGUCGACCAAACCAAAAGGUGUACCUGCUGCGAAGACACGAGCUAUCAGUUUCGACACUCGGAAAGCUUGCAACCCAUCCAAGGUGCUCGGUAGUAGCCCGGCUCCUGUUGCGCAACCAAUCGACAGCCUGGUUCCUGCGAUUUUGGAGCCCUCCUCUGUGUACUCGAUCCACGACACCUCCUCAGGCUCAUGUGAAGACUCCGUAGAUGGACUUCCGGUAGCCCAGGAGCCUAGCCAUCGCGACAGCCAGACUACGACACACCUUGAUUGGCAUGGAUAUAGGCCUUCCUCUCACGGUGGUGGACUCCAGCAGGUGUCGCUACGUCCUCUGAGUGGUGCUGGAAACCAUUUGAAUUCUUUGGGCUCGGGUCCUUUGUCCAACAUCCAAGAAAACACUACGACGGACCUCAGACUAUCCGGAUAUAGGUAUCCUGGCCCUGCGCGUUAUCUGCCUGACCUGAAGGAGGAAUCGCAUGAGGACUCGAGCCUCAACACGAGUGCCAGCAAUUUGAAGAGCUCGAGUUUUCGCUUUCCGUUCGGCGCGCCGUCGAGGGUCAGGGCUUCGGGAGAGGAACCGAUCAACUUCUCGGGAAGGUCGUCUACAGCGUCGCAUUGUCGGAGUGCUGUUGGUAGCAACGUGGACAGCGCGCUCGGACAAGCACACGGUUUGCCUUCGAUGCGGUUUAGUCGGAUGAAUCUAUUUGAUGGUCUGAUUGAGGACCUUGGCCUUCGCUACUCAAGGUCAAUGGAGGAGGUGCCCAAUGCGUCGCAGAGGUUGAGCAGAGGUAGUCCGCGGCCUGCAUCAGCCGGUGAUGUCACAGAUCUGCGCCUUUCUCUCGCCGAGUUGAAUGAAGCGGAGCGCUCAGGGUUGUCAAUGCAGCCUACCGCCAUGAUGAACUUGUUCGCGAUGCACCGUGCUCGUUCACCAGAGCUCAUGGCAGAGAUUGAGCGUCUGACUAUACCUUCUGUAGGGGGGCUUACCCAGCGCCUCUCAGAGUUCUUCCCGUCGUUGAAGGAAUACUACAAGUGCGGUGAGCCAGCCGAGUUUCCCAUUGAGGAGGAGAUGGAGAAGCACGCAUUGGAGGAGAUUCAUGAGAUCCAUCCGACGCAGAAGCGCUCUUCCGCUCGACUUCGCCCCAUGCGUGGCGUCUCGCACAUGGUUGUUAUCGAGGACGAUCUGUAUGAUGAGCUCACAAGCAAGGAGUGGGGGUGUGGCAGUCCAGGCGGUCCCGACGAUGGAGUUGCUGUGAACGGCGUUAGCGAGGCAGACUCAAAUACAGGCAGGCCCCCCAAGGACGACGACGCACCGAGCACACCAACACACCACAAGACGAAUCCGCUCCCAGAGCUGCGAGUCCCAUCACCAGCUGUUCUCCGUCCACGCUCACACACCGUCGGCCCCCAAGAGCUUCGCAUCUCGGGGGAGUCCGCUCUUUCCUCAAGAAGGUCUCUGAGGUCGUUUGUUUCUAUGCCCACAGUAACUGAGACGCGUCCCUGGAAUUCAGACAAGAAUUAUCCCUGGGCGACGUCGACAAACCCCGCUAUUGACAUCUCCCUUCCUCGUCCAGCUGCUGCGAGACACUCUCCUCACCCAGGCCCUUCCCACCUCCGCAACAGACUCUCUGACGCGUCUACUACAAGCUCCUUCUCGACAGCACAGACAGCCACAGCUUCCCCGUUCGGGUCACCGGCCGAUAGCACCGCACACGCGCGUCAUCACCGCUUCAGCACCUUUGGCCGCAACAGCGACCAGCCACACGCAGUCGGAGAACGCUACCCCACCUCUGCCUUAUCCCCCCCUACAGCUAUCUUCCGCGACCACCUGUCAGCCUCUGACACUUCUGACGACGAGCACUACGACACCACACGCAAGACUAGGCUCUCGCUCCGCAAGCGCUUUUCAUCAACUCGCAAAGCUACGCUUGACAGCCAAACAAACACUCGAGCUGGUCGAAGCAAGACCAACGCACAAGACCUCGCCUCGCCCGAGUCGACCAAGCAGUCAACAACCUCACUCCUCCAAGAUCGUGCUGCCGAAGCUCAAGCAUUCACGUCAUUCACUACCGCAAACCGCCAUACCUUCCGUGACGCGGAGGGCAUGAGAGCAGUUGACUACCGCAAACACCGCAUCAUCGACUGCCUCAAGACCUGGUGGCACAAGGGCUCGCACCUGAUCCGUCAACUAUCAAAACGAAAGCACCAAACUAGCACGAGUGCCUCAACCGUCUAGCCAUCAUGUCUGAGAUCCCCCACCGAGUCCUCUUCGUCCUCGGACCGAACGGCACUAUCGAGCGUCGCGUGUUCCCCUUGGUUCCUCCCGCAAACCCCCCUACCUCGCCUCCUCCCCCCACCAACACGCCUGUCAACGGCAACGGCAACCGCACCGGUUAAGAGAAUUUGGUAGUUCUUCAUGGUUUCUCUUCACUUUUCACUCUUCUAUGAUACAUGUACUAUACUAUGGGAAGGAUUCACGGAGAUAUGGCAAACUGUCAUCAAAGUUCAUAGCUAGCUGACUAGCACAAGAUAGUAAAAAUGGUUCUAUA
Molecule: messenger RNA, 5420 nt
Organism: Alternaria rosae
Lineage: Eukaryota; Fungi; Ascomycota; Dothideomycetes; Pleosporales; Pleosporaceae
Exons: 2
Coding region: 8-5107 (1699 amino acids)
Source: RefSeq, a predicted model, not a curated record